AUGCCGAAGCGGAGCAUAGCAGCGUCGCUCGGCUCCGCCCUGUUCCGCCUCGGCAGCGGCGCUCUUGUGGUGUUCACGUUUGUGUACACCUUCUGGUCAGCCUUCACCACACCCCCCACCCCCACUCUCGCCGCCUCCCUCCGCAACUUCUACGACGACCCGAACCUCAGCUACGCGCUCGGGUCGUCGCCUCCGAUGAAGGGGUGGAACGAAAAGAGGCAAGAGUGGCUUAAGCAGCACCCCUCCUUCGCACCCGGAGCUCCGACCCGGAUCGUGAUGGUGACCGGGUCGCAGCCGGGGCCGUGCAAGAACCCAAUCGGAGACCACCUCCCCCUGAAGCUGUUCAAGAACAAGGUGGACUACUGCCGGCGCCACGGCAUCGACAUCUUCUACAACAACGCCCUCCUCCACCCUCAAAUGUUCUCCUUCUGGGCCAAGACGGCCGCCGUCCGCGCCGCCAUGCUGGCCCACCCGGAGGCCGAGUGGAUCUGGUGGGUCGACUCCGACGCCGCCUUUACCGACAUGGACUUCCUCCCUCCCCUCCCCCGCUACCACCGCCACAACAUGGUCGUCCACGGCUGGGCCCACCUCCUCAAAGAGAAACACACGUGGACAGGGAUCAACGCAGGAGUAUUCCUCCUGCGCAACUCCCAGUGGGCCCUGGACUUCCUCAAAGUGUGGGCCAGCAUGGGCCCACAGUCUCCGGACUACGCGAAAUGGGGCCAAACCCUAAGCUCGGUCUUCAAGGACAAGAUCUUCCCGGAGUCUGAUGAUCAAUCCGGCCUCAUCUACUUGUACCUAAAGGAGAAGUGGGGUGAAAAAAUCUACGUGGAGGAUGAGUACUAUUUCGAAGGGUAUUGGCUUGAUAUUGUCCCGACUAUCGAGAAUGUAACGGCGAGGUACACAGAGAUCGAGAGGAAUGUGGCGGCGCUGAGGAGGAGGCAUGCGGAGAAGGUGAGCGAGGGGUACGGUAGGGUGUGGGAGGAGCAGCUUAAGGGGAGGGGGGGCUUGCGGAGGCCGUUCGUCACGCACUUCACCGGAUGCCAGCCCUGCAGUGGGGACCAUAACCGGAUGUAUUCGGGCGAGAGCUGCUCUGAUGCCAUGACGAAGGCGCUGACAUUUGCGGAUAAUCAAGUGCUUAGGAAUUAUGGGUUCAUGCACACGGAUCUAAAGGAUCCCUCCACUGCUAAUCCACUUCCAUUUGAUUUUCCUGCCUGA
Salvia splendens (bonfire salvia) is the source of this 1218-nucleotide messenger RNA. Its product is annotated as putative glycosyltransferase 7. The record is from RefSeq and is a predicted model, not a curated record. Gene Ontology annotation, molecular function: galactosyltransferase activity. Gene Ontology annotation, cellular component: endosome; trans-Golgi network; membrane. The transcript has a single exon. Lineage: Eukaryota; Viridiplantae; Streptophyta; Magnoliopsida; Lamiales; Lamiaceae. Bases 1 to 1218 code for a protein of 405 amino acids.